GGGCAGCGAGGCUAGAUGAUCGUUGCUUGUAGGUAGCAACGAAUAGAGGCAGUUGUUGUGGAUUGGAAUUGCAAUGAUUGGAAUGGUGAAAGGAAAAGGUUCAAGAGGUUGGGCAGAGGCAGAGAUAUAUCUAAAGCCGGGCAGUGCAGAGGGAAGGGAGAAGAGAAGUGUGUGUGAGUGAGUGUGUGUAGGAGUCGGAGGAGGAAUAAGUCAUCAAUGGGCAAUGGGUGGACGAGUGUGUGUGUGUGUGGUGUAUGGGGAAAAGAAGCUGGGGGAGGGCCGUGGGAACAGAAGGGCAGAGAGGGUAGAGAGGGCAGAGGGCAGAGGGCAGGGCGCCUGAGGACGACGCGUACGUACCUGGUAGCAGUCAACCAACACCCAUUCACUCCAGUACUAUACUAUGGUGUAUACUGUACACUCUUGACCACACACACACACACACACACUUCCUCACUUAAUAACAACACUAUGCCCAUUGAUGCUAGAUUCCGGCCAUACAUACCUGCCGCCUGCACACCUGUCAUCCUACCUAACAUCUCCCUCGAAGCAAAAAAGAACAGCCAGAGAAAUCGCAAGGUGGCAGCGUAUAGGCAGGCAGAGGGCAGGCAGAAACGGGCGCUAGGCAGAAACACGCCCCGGACAAUCCUCCUACAUCACACUGGACUGAAGUGCACUAUACAUAAGAGGGCCCUAUACACACACACGUACGUCUCCGCUACUUUCAGACGAAUGUCUUUCCCUACAGCGCUACGCUCGACAAGCGGAGGAGCCAAGAAACGUAGAUGUGCAUGUGUCUGUCUGUGAGCGGCGUCCAUUUGCGUGUGUGGUGGGCGUGUGUGUGUUUCGGGUGUGGUUGAACGGGGCAGGUAUCAGUCUUGCCCAUGUGCACCGGAAAUCCGUAACAGCUAGGCCUCUCAAUUCUAGCCUUCCCUUCCCGAUCGGCCUACAGCCUACAGCGAAAUGCGCCCCUACAACAUCUACCGACG
Dissoconium aciculare CBS 342.82 is the source of this 986-nucleotide messenger RNA. RefSeq lists its product as uncharacterized. The transcript has a single exon. NCBI's taxonomy places the organism in Eukaryota, Fungi, Ascomycota, Dothideomycetes, Mycosphaerellales, Dissoconiaceae. The record is from RefSeq and is a predicted model, not a curated record. The coding region runs from base 217 to 804 and encodes 195 amino acids.